Malaclemys terrapin pileata is the source of this 4001-nucleotide messenger RNA. RefSeq names its product ubiquitin conjugating enzyme E2 W (gene UBE2W). The coding region runs from base 163 to 636 and encodes 157 amino acids. The transcript is spliced from 6 exons. The record is from RefSeq and is a predicted model, not a curated record. Lineage: Eukaryota; Metazoa; Chordata; Testudines; Emydidae.
CCGGCGCCUACCGCAGCCCCGGCCUCUGGCCGCUAGACGCAUGCGUCCUCCUGCUUUCGGCUUGUGACCCCACGUGACCUGGCGGGAGGGGGGCGGGACGCCGCUGCGUCUCUCUCUUCGGGUCCCCGCCGGCGGCGCAGAAGGGAGGGGGGCGGAUCCAUCAUGGCGUCCAUGCAGAAGAGACUACAGAAAGAACUGUUGGCUUUGCAGAAUGACCCACCUCCAGGAAUGACUUUAAAUGAAAAGAGUGUACAAAAUUCAAUUACACAGUGGAUCGUAGAUAUGGAAGGUGCUCCAGGUACAUUAUAUGAAGGGGAGAAAUUUCAGCUUCUAUUUAAGUUCAGUAGUCGAUAUCCCUUUGAUUCUCCUCAGGUCAUGUUUACUGGUGACAAUAUUCCUGUUCAUCCUCAUGUUUAUAGCAAUGGUCAUAUCUGUUUAUCCAUUCUAACAGAAGACUGGUCCCCAGCUCUCUCGGUGCAAUCGGUUUGUCUUAGCAUUAUUAGCAUGCUUUCCAGCUGCAAAGAAAAGGUUUUUUUUCUAUUGCAGAGGCGACCUCCAGAUAAUUCAUUUUAUGUAAGAACAUGUAACAAAAAUCCAAAGAAAACAAAAUGGUGGUAUCAUGAUGACACCUGUUGAUGCCACCAUUUUGUGAUCCUCCUAGCAGAAGACUGUCCUACUGAGAAGAUGAGCACUUUGAUCAUUCAGUCUUUGAACUUUAACCUUUGACUGGAAGUGACCUAUAGACAAUGAAGACUACUUCCUUUGACUGCAUUUUUACUAGUGUGCAUUCUGGGCGCAUGUUGAUCGCUGGUUCAGUCCAUGCAACUGACAUGCUUUAGUCAUACAGUAUUAAUGCAGGUGUCUGGAAAUGUCAGAAAAAUUCCAUUUAUUUUUAUUUUUAAGCUUUUGGCAGAAUUCCAGGUCUUCAUGUAUUGUGCAAUAACAGUUGAACUCCUUGGCAGUUUUAUGGCAUCCAUUGCCGGCAAUGGAUGUUAUACCAGGAAAAGUUUUGAUCCUGCUGCAAAAUAAAUUGAUUGGAUGGUAGGUCUUAUGGAAAGUUUCAGAUAUAUUGGGAUUAUAAGUAAGGGAUCCAACAUUACUUUGAAAGCAUCCCAUUCUUUUAUAUUUGGAUUCUGUGCACUGUGAUCACAAAACUAGCAGCAUAAUUAACAUGCUUAGCUAAAGGACUGUAAUAAGAUAAUUACAUAUUUAUUAAAUUGUUCAUCUGCUGUCAAAUUGUUUCAACAUGGAAGGUUUUCAAGUGACAUUGGGAGAUAGGUACAAUUAUCCCUAUGGUGAAAUAAAAAUACCUUUUUUGUAUGGUAGUUACUCAUAUCUCUAACACACAGAUAUGAGUAAUAAUUGGAUAUGAGUGGCUUAAUCAAGACUUAUUUUUUGAGAUACAAGAAGAUGGCAGUGAUAUAAUUAAAUUUGCUGCAGUCCACAAUUGGGCCUGUAAUUUGUUCAUUAAAACUUUUUUCCAUGUAGAUUGCACACUGUUACUUCCUGCUAGCCAUCAGCAUGAGCCCUACUGCCUACACAAUUUCAUUUAUUUAUGUGUUUGAAAACAAUCCAUAUAACGUUUGCUGUUUUUGUUGUGUUGUAUGUCUGUUUGAAUGUUACAAAACAAUAUUUUGAUUGAAAAGCUUUGUCAGAAGAUAUUUUCUUGUAAAUUAUUUCUUUACCUUGUAAGCAUCAUCUUGUCUUUUAAUCCUGUACUAUAAAGAAAGAAAUACAUUUUUGACAGAGGCUUAAUGUUUUGACACAAAAGUGUGGACCUUUUUAUUUAAGUUUAGACAAAAGUAUAUUUUCUUAACUUGCUUGUCCUACAGGCAUAAUAAUUUUUUUCCAGCUUUUUCUUCACAAAAAUUUAAUUACAGCUAGAUUAACUUUUUUCUACAGAGAAAUAAUUGUUGAAAAAUAGGUAAUUGUUCUCACCACUGUGUAAUUUUAUGAUACUACAAGUAGGCUGUCUUUUUAGGAAGCACUGAUGUCUUUUAUAUACUUAGUACCUUUACACAUAUGCAACAUUUCUAUAACAAUGCUGUUUUUACUGUUGCCUUAUUGUUGACUCUUUAAAAAAAAAAAAAAGUAGUCAAUAAACAAAUGUCUAAAUCAAAUAACUAUUUACUUUAUUUUUAAAAUAAGAACCAGAAACAGCUAAACUUAAAAAAAAAAACAAAAAAAAACAAAAAUUGGCUGAAAAUAUUGAAAUAUUUUUUUACUGCUGUAUAAUUGACAAAUUGUAUAGCCUUGUACAUACGUCUGUAUGUUAUCUAAUGUUUAAAACAUAAAUUUUAAAAAGUGUAAAUGCUGAACUCAGGGUGGGUAGAACUCAAAUGGAUCAGCUUUGUACAGCCAUUGAAUUAUGGAUAUUAUCGGUAAAGUAGGGCUACUAUACUAUCUUUUCUAUUAUAUUAGAAACCCUUUUUGGCCUUUAAAACUCAACAGUAAAAAGUAGUUGUGAAUAUAAAUUUGGUGUAUAUAUCCUUUCACAAUGAACAUUUUUAAAAAGGGAGAGGGGGGGGGAGAAAAUCUGUCAGUUUUUGUUGAGCCAAAAAUCACUUUGAGAAUUGAAACAGUUGUGCUCCUAAUUAUAACUAACUUGUAUUUAGCAUGAAUUUGAAGAUGUAAGUUAAUCAUAACAAUCCAGUUAAUAUCUGCAAACUGUUACUAUGCAUGAGCAGUAACUUUUUAUGAAUAUUUAAUCUAUUUCUUAUUAACAUACCUGCUCUGUAUUACUGAUUGACUUGAUUGAUGUAUCUUUCAGAAUUCCAUGUAUUUCUCUUCAUACAGCUGGUUCACAUAAUGGAUCAUGUCAAAUAUUCACUUGCUAAUCCACAGUAAAGAAACAGUACUAUGACACAACUUAAUGCCUCUGAAAGAAUUGUUACAGUGCAUCAUGUCAAAGAUUGAUGUAAUUGUUUUCAUACUGUGGAUUGUGAUAAUACAAUAUAAUGGUUUGAAGAAGCUUUAUAAUGUACUGUAUCUUAUCAGAGAUACAUGCUGUAGUGUUUAGCAUUAUACCUUGAUUCACCUAUCAGCACCAUUGUAUGGAUUAACAUAGAGAUGAAUAAGUAAAUAAUCAAAUAGCUGGUCUCAUUUAUGCUGCUGUUUAAAACAAAAGAAAAUAUGAAAACCGUGUUAAAGUAACAUGGAUAUUCUUAUUUAAAACCAAAAAAGCAAGGUAUAUUAGAAGAGGAAGAAUAACAAGUUAACUGUCUUGGAUUCUGUGUUCUGUUGCUGUUUGGUAGAUAAAAUUCACCCUGCAGAGAGGACCAGCACAAAGCCUGUGUGCCACAUAAGUCCUGAAAAUAGUGAAGUUACUCUGAUAGUGCUGUGCUGUCUCAAAAUUGGGUUCACAUUGGAUGUAAGGGGUAUUGGCCUUCCCCAUUGGUGAAAUUUACCCUGUGUGUUGAACUCUGUCUGUCAGUGGGAGUUCCUCAUAUGAAUUGGCAACAGAAUUUGCUCCAAACUACCUUGCUUUGCUUUUACAUCAAUAUUCAGAUUGUUAUACAUUUUGUUUUGUGUUUAGUGUUUAUACCAUAACACAAUAAAUACUUAUUUUUAAAAUAGAUCAGUGCCCUUGAAUGGAAAUAAAUGUGACCCCUACAUGGUGAAGUACAGAAGUGAUUGCAAAAUGAUGCAAUGGAAAUCGAGAUGUUUACGUAACACUGUGCUUAACUUUUUUUUCCUCAAGUAUAUAUUGCAAAGGAAAUACUUUCUUUACAUUUGAAUACUUUAAUAUGGAAGGGAGAAUAUCCACUAGAUUAUUAUGCUGCUUUGGCGCUAUUUUUUAGUUUGCAUAGAUAUUUAUAUACACUUAUGUCAUGGUUUUGGUGUCCUUUUGGCAAGCACUUUAAAUACUGAAUGGGGAGCAGGAAUAUAUUAGAUUUUUUUGUUUAUUUUUUGGGGAGAGAGAUUAUAUUAUUUCAGAGUACAUUUUUGGACUGUUCUGGGAAGACAUUUAUAUUGCAUCACAUCAAUAAAUUUGUUCAUAA